Miscanthus lutarioriparius is the source of this 648-nucleotide messenger RNA. The record is from the annotation of a GenBank genome assembly. Lineage: Eukaryota; Viridiplantae; Streptophyta; Magnoliopsida; Poales; Poaceae.
AUGCUUGCAGCUGCAGAGGACCCCACACAUGGGCUCAGAAGCAUGAUCAUGACAACAGGGGUCCGUAGUGUUUCACGGAUCAUGGACAGGGAGCAGAUGAGGAUGGCCAUCCUGAACCAAGAACAGAUCUUCAGACAACAGGUACACGAGCUGCACCGGCUGUACCAUGUCCAGAAGCAGCUGAUGCAGCAGGCACAGACUGCUGCUCCGGCGAGCCGUGCUCCGGCUCCGGUCGUCGUAGACGUCAAGCCAAGGCCACAGCAACUGGACAUCUGGUGCGUCGAGAAGGUGACAACAACUCCUCAGCAGCAGAUCAUCAGCUUCACCAGCUGCAACAAGGCCACAACGCCGACGCCGGCCCCUGCACUCGCCGAGGAAUGCAACCUUGAGCUGACACUGGCAACGGGACCAAGCAGCAGCAGCAGCUGCGAUGCUGAGAGGCGACAGGGGAAGCGGCUCAAGGCGUCGUCCAACUCCGGCUCCGGUGCGACCGCGGUGUCGUCCACGUCGACGGACUCCGAGCUGGCGCAGUUCAGGGAGGUCAACGCAGCGUCGCCGGUGAGAUUUCACGGCGAGGUUAGCAGGAGGAUGGACGAGAUCGCGCAGGGUCCGUGGAUGUACCAGUGCCUCAGCCUGAAGAUGGCGUGA